GCUGUGGAGUCCCGGCGGGGCUGCCCUGGAGAAGACCAGACUGCGGCAAAGUGGGGUCCUGUGGGGCCGGUCCUCCGUUCGAUACCGGGGUCUCGGGGAGGAAGGCGAGCCUGGGGCGAGGUCCUCCCGCGGGGAGCGUGCGGUGCUCGGACCUGAGGAUUCGUGCGUCUGGAACAGCUUGUGAGCCAUGUUUGCGCGUUCCCGGGAGGCAGGACUUCAGUGAAGUCGCUGCUGGUGUCACCUCGGGUGCCAGAGAUUUCGUCCCGAGCCCAUGUGCCAUAUGGCGCGCAGUCACUCCGCUUAUGAUAAAGAGGAAUAUACUUGCUCGAGAUUUCCUUGGUUUAGAAGAGACUUAGCUAAGUGUCACGAAAUGUGUAUUACGUCCGUUUUCCUCAACACGAACGAAAACAUUUUUUAGAGACGCUGUCUGAAAACUGUUUUAUUCAGCUUGAGGACCACCUGCGGACAGAUUACCUGAGUGUUUAAACUUCAAAGGUCAUGGCUCACCCCAGAACUAUCGCCUAGUAGUUGCUGGGAGUGGAGUUAAGGCCUGUGAACCUCUGAAAUUUGCAACGGCUGGCCCAGAGCUUUGGAGCUGUCCUAUGGUGUCAGUAGGUUAAUUUGGCAGCAUGGGGAUCCAAGGAUUACUACAGUUCAUCAAGGAUGCUUCUGAACCCAUCAAUGUGAGGAAGUACAAAGGACAGGUAGUAGCUGUGGACACCUACUGUUGGCUCCACAAAGGGGCUAUUGCUUGUGCUGACAAACUCGCCAAAGGCGAACCUACGGAUAGGUAUGUAGGAUUUUGUAUGAAAUUUGUAAAUAUGCUGCUAUCUCAUGGGGUCAAGCCUAUUCUUGUAUUUGAUGGAUGUACUUUACCUUCUAAAAAGGAAGUGGAGAGCUCAAGAAGAGAAAGGCGACAAAGCAGUCUUCUUAAAGGGAAACAGCUGCUUCGAGAGGGGAAGGUCUCAGAAGCUCGAGAGUGCUUUACUCGCUCCAUCAACAUCACACAUGCCAUGGCCCAUAAAGUAAUAAAGGCUGCUCGGACCCAGGGAGUGGACUGCCUUGUGGCUCCGUAUGAAGCUGAUGCUCAGUUGGCCUAUCUUAACAAAGCUGACAUUGUACAAGCUGUGAUUACGGAAGAUUCUGAUCUCCUUGCAUUUGGCUGUAAGAAGGUGAUUUUAAAAAUGGAUCAGUUUGGAAAUGGACUAGAGAUUGACCAGGCACGGCUAGGCAUGUGUAGACAGCUUGGGGAUGUGUUCACAGAAGAGAAGUUCCGCUACAUGUGUAUUCUCUCAGGCUGUGACUACCUCUCCUCCCUGCGUGGGAUUGGCUUGGCCAAGGCUUGCAAAGUGCUGAGACUGGCCAAUAACCCGGAUAUCGUAAAGGUCAUCAAGAAAAUUGGACAUUAUCUCAAGAUGAAUAUAACAGUACCGGAGGAUUACAUCAAAGGAUUUAUUCGAGCCAACAAUACUUUCCUUUACCAACUAGUUUUUGAUCCCAUCAAAAGGAAGCUUGUCCCUCUGAAUGCCUAUGAAGAUGAUAUCGACCCGCAGACACUGAGUUAUGCCGGGCAGUAUGUUGAUGAUUCUGUAGCUCUUCAAAUAGCACUUGGAAAUAGAGAUAUAAAUACUUUUGAACAGAUCGAUGACUACAAUCCAGACACUGCUAUGCCUGCCCUGUCAAGAAGUCAUAGCUGGAAUGACAAAGCAGGUCAGAAGUUGUCUACUGCUGAUAGCAUUUGGCACAGGAAUUACUGCCCUAGACUUGAGAUGGAUGUCAUUUCACAGGCUACACGGUUGAAGGAAAAUCGAAGUACUGUGGACGUUAGACAAGUGAUUAGUGCUAAAGGGUUAAAUCUUCCCAGGAAGUCAGCUGUGGUGAAAAGACCAAGAAAUGAAGAGCUGUCAGAAGAUGAUCUGUUGAGUCAGUAUUCUCUCUCAUCGACAAAGAAGAUCAAGAAAACUAGCUGUAGUGAUAACAAAUCUCUGAGCUCUUCUGAAAGGUCUGCAUCCAUCCGGGAUGAAGGAACUGCUCAAACAACAGACUCACACAUACCGCCUAGGACAAGAAAUAAAUUUGCAACGAUUUUACAGCGGAAGAAUGAACAGAGUGGUGCAGUGGUGGUUCCAGGGACCAGAAGCAGGUUCUUUUGCAGUUCUCCAGGUUUUGAUGACUGUGUAUCAGAGCGAGCAAGCAGCCAGACUCUGGGAGAAACUGCUCUUCCAGACAGAGCCAGCAGCCUUGACUGGUCACCUUGUCCAGACACAGAAAACCAGAAGCAAGCAAGCAGCCAGCCUCUGGAAGAAACUGCUGUUCCAGACACAGCCAGCAGCCUUGACCAGUCACCUUGUCCAGACACAGAAAACCAGAAGCUGACCAACAACACAAGUGUGAUGCAUAGUCCAAGUGAGCAGAUUCCAGACAGUGGGACUCUGUCUACUGAUGAUGAGGUUCAGUCUUAUAAGAUUAGCAAAUUCACGAGAACCAUCUCCCCACCCACUCUGGGAACACUGAGAAGUUGUUUUAGUUGGUCUGGAAAUCUUGGUUCUUUUUCAAGAACUCUGAGCCCCUCUCCUAGCACAGCAUUGCAGCAGAUCCGAAGAAAAAGUGAUUCUCCCACCAGCCUGCCAGAGAGCUGUGCUGUGACUGACACAUGUCAGUCAAAGAGUGACGCAUCGGGCAAUGAGUCGCAGCCCUUGCAUGAAGUGGGCUGGCCCUUGUCUCUGGGAAGCAUGGAAUCACCUCACAGUUUAAGUGCAUCAAAACUUUCUCAGCCUUCUAGUAAGGAUUCAGAUUCAGAGGAAUCUGAUUGUAAUAAUAAGUCACUUGAUAAUCAGUGUAAUCAGAACUCCAAGCAACAGUUACCUCAUUUUUCAAAGAAAAACACAUUUGUAAAGAACAAGGUUCCUGGGCUGUAUAAGUAUAGUUCUGUGGACUCUCUUUCUACAAUCAAGAUUAAGCCCCUGGUGCCUGCCAGAGCCAGUGGCCUAAGCAGGAAGCCAGCAGGCCUCCAGAAGAGGAAGCAUCAUGAUGCUGAGAACAAGCCCGGGCUUCAGAUAAAAAUCAGCGAGCUCUGGAGAAACUUUGGGUUUAAAAAAGAUUCUGAAAAGCUUGCUUCCUGUAAAAAGCCCCUGUCUCCAGUCAAGGACAACAUCCAACUCACUCCAGAAGCAGAAGAGGAGAUAUUUAACAAGCCUGAGGGCGUGCGUGCUCAGAGAGCAAUAUUCCACUAAGCACAGGCUGUCGGGAGGCUGCUGCCUAAAAACAAUCUUAUCAUCUUGAAAGAUUUAUUGAUUGAUGCUAUUUUUUAAAUGGAAUACAUUUUGUAUAUUAUUUAUAUGACUUCCUUUUGCUCAGCUUUUUAUAUUUUCAUAAAAAGCUACAUAGAAGAAUAAAUCUCUUUGACAUUUCUGCAAAGUAUUAAUGUUAAUUGGACAAAUCCCCUGAAAUUGAUAAUACUUAAAUGUUUCUGUAAUGUCCAGUGAAGCUGUAAUGGAAAACCACAAAUCUCUUAUCUUUUUAUACCCUGGAAAAGGUAACUGUUUUCACUAAGUUUUAAGUUUUUCCAGCUGCUGUUUUGUGUCCUUUAAGGUUAAAGUUGUGGGGAUGAAAGAGGCAGUUGGAAAGGUUACAAAGAUCAUGCUAUCCUGGAAGGGUUCUGUUGGAUUAUAGGGUGACAUCUGUCAGGUGAAGGCGGCCAUUUUUUGUAUCAUUAUGUGCUUUGAUUUCAAAAUGGCCUGAUUUUCUUAAUAUAUCUCCUUCAAGUAUGGCCCCCAGACUCCUUGGCAUUUAUUUAAAGUUAGUGGCCUAAAUGCUGUGCAGGAUGCAGAAGCUGCAGACUCUGUGAUCAGUAGUUCUGCAAAGAAAUAGACAGAGGCUUAGAGAACUAGCCAUACAAAGGGCAGAUGGGAAAUGGCAGGAAGAGAGGGUUGUGGAAGCCCUUGCUGUAGAGAGGAUAGGUGAAGAUCAGAGACUGCAUGUUUGUAAGUGGGAAAAAAAAAAAAGGCCAAAUUGA
Nannospalax galili (Upper Galilee mountains blind mole rat) is the source of this 4015-nucleotide messenger RNA. It is a transcript of the gene Exo1, whose product is annotated as exonuclease 1. Gene Ontology annotation, biological process: mismatch repair; DNA recombination. Gene Ontology annotation, cellular component: nucleus. The transcript has 16 exons. Bases 630 to 3233 code for a protein of 867 amino acids. The record is from RefSeq and is a predicted model, not a curated record. NCBI's taxonomy places the organism in Eukaryota, Metazoa, Chordata, Mammalia, Rodentia, Spalacidae. Gene Ontology annotation, molecular function: metal ion binding; DNA binding; 5'-3' DNA exonuclease activity.